Molecule: messenger RNA, 1761 nt
Organism: Pimephales promelas (fathead minnow)
Lineage: Eukaryota; Metazoa; Chordata; Actinopteri; Cypriniformes; Leuciscidae
Source: RefSeq, a predicted model, not a curated record
UCGAUUAUUCACGGCUGUGGGCUGAUCUGAAUUGAGCUGAUCCCGGUUGAGCGGCGCUUUUUUCCUGAUCACGAAUAGAGCUAUUAAACUCUGCAUCUGCACUGAAGGUGCAGUAGAGAGUGCCAUGCAGGAAGGAGAGGAGAGGAAGUGAGGCGAUGGGCUGCACCUCAGCCAAGCAGUUGUCAUCUGUACCCAGUGAUGAAGAGGGCCGGGGUAAGGCCUACAGCAACGGAGAUGCCUUCUCCGAUGAGUAUAAACUGAAAGGAGUUGAGAAGGUGAAGUACAUGCAUGGAGAAGAGGAGAGGGCGAACUCACGAAACCAAGAAAACUUGGAAAAGAGCACACUUUUGCACAAGGGCAGGCAUAAAGAUGCCACCGGAAAUGGUAAUAAGAUAAGUAUCCACUCUUCAGAGAGCCAGCAGGAGUUCUUCAAGAUGCUGGAUGAGAAGAUUGAAAAGGGACGGGACUACUGCUCGGAGGAUGAGGAUAUGACAUAGCAUGCCGAGAUGUUUGAUUCGGGCCAACAUUAAGUCAAUCCUGUCCCAAAGUUCCUUACGACUCCUUUUCAUGCCUCCUUACCCAACGGGUACUAAUCUUCAAGAGCGUGGGGUUAAGUGACUUUCAGCCCUGUUAUACACUCCGUUUACAGUCCACACUCUCCCAAAUGUCUUACAGGUCAGUAUUUGAGACUCUUGAGGACUAGUAUUUAAACGGUAGGGGGGCACAGAAAGGCCAUGGUUAAGGAGACUUGGGAUUUGGCCCAAGUUUUGAAUGGGAAAGCCAUUUUCAGACUGUUCCUCAAUCCCUUGCCUUACACUACCCACAAGCCUUCUCCUACUCAUAGACUACAUUCAGUGGAGAGAGCCAUGCCGAGAAUCCUGGAUUCCAUGCUCCCUUUGACAAGGACACUACACAUGGUGGACCAGCGGUGGAGAUGAUAUCUCCUAAUGAGGACUUAGAGAGACUUGCGUGAUUCUGUCCAUGCUGUUGAGACACAGGAAGUGAAAGAAUAUGGACAGAAAGGCCAUUUCUAGCAUUCCAGUUUUUUUUAAUUAUUAUUAUUAUUAUGUGAGCAAGAAUUUUUCACCCACAGUGUUUUAUGUACAUGUAUUUUUACCUUUUUCUUUGAGUUGUUACAACGCUCAGGACAGCAGUGCUGUAUGUAUCAUCACUAGAUUUGUUGUUGGAUGAGAGCAGUGCAUUUCCUUCAGGGCCGGUCUUGAGGACAUGUUGGACAGUCGAGAUAGAUCACAGCAUCUAGCCAUGUUUAGAGACGCCAGUUACAGUAUCUUAAGUUCAAGUAGUUUGCAGAUACUCAUUUUUGCUAUAUAACAGGAGGAUGUCAUGCGUUCUCUUGACAUUUAUAUUCAGUUUUCUUUAGUUGUAAACCAGUACAAGUUUCAAAACCAGCCUUCAGAAAGUUUUACACAGAUAAGUUUUAUUAUCAGGAAGUGUUUCUUCCUUUUACAGUAUGACAGUAACUUGCCAUAGCCUUAAGCACACAGUGUUUUGUUUUCUGAUAUGAGAAAAAAACAGUAAGCCAUUCAUUUCUGUAUUUUCACACUAAAGUGAAUAAUACCCCAUAUGUAUGCUUAGGUUCUCUAUGUACCUACUACAGUUGGGCCAAACAUGAAUGCCAAAAAUGCAGUAAAUGUGAUGCAGAGUGAAAAAAAUAAAUACACAUUGACCAACUAACCAAGGACAAGCAAUGGCAACUGGUUUAUUGAUCUAUAUUCCAGCUCUGUAUUGUUUAUGUUAAAG